Messenger RNA from Ochlerotatus camptorhynchus, 3591 nucleotides. RefSeq names its product JNK-interacting protein Aplip1 (gene Aplip1). Bases 252 to 1697 code for a protein of 481 amino acids. Gene Ontology annotation, molecular function: JUN kinase binding; MAP kinase scaffold activity. The transcript is spliced from 5 exons. The record is from RefSeq and is a predicted model, not a curated record. Lineage: Eukaryota; Metazoa; Arthropoda; Insecta; Diptera; Culicidae. Gene Ontology annotation, cellular component: cytoplasm. Gene Ontology annotation, biological process: regulation of JNK cascade; JNK cascade.
CAAACUGGCCCCAGCUAACAACGGAGAAAGAGAGCGGACGCGCGCGUGUGUGUGUAUGUGCGUGUAUGUGGUGCUGGUUGAAAAAUCGACAGAUUUUCCAUCCUUCCGAUUACAAAUGUGCUAAUUUUGCCCGUCGCGGAUCGAAAAUCGUACCCCAAAAGACUGCUAAGGCGCCUCCGGUGUGAAGAUUUCGCGUUCACGUUCGCGUAGGAGUGAACCUCCCGAUUCCGGUCCGGUUCCCGUGCAGCAGGAUGGCCGACGCGGAUUUCGAGGAAUUUCGCCAAAACUUGGAUAAGCUGCCGCCCUACAACAAGGCUCCAGCUCCUUUCUAUUCCCUCGUCCCGGACGUGGAUCUCGAUGAGGACACACCAUCGUCCAAGAGCAGCGAUGGCUCGGACCAUGAGGACCUGAUGAGCGAUACGGACUCGGUGCUGAAGGCAACCCCCAGCAAGACGCAGCAAAUCAUUCAGAACAUCUCGACCAUUAGCACCAGCAGUAGCAGUGCCGCCGAAGAUGACGAAAUCGGCGACGGACUCAAAACUAAUACCACUGGCAAACAGGAUUUGCACGCAGAAACGAUGGCUCAGGAAAAUCAAUGCUCCAUGCAGCUGGCGCUGUGCAACACGACGUCGGCACAGUUGGCGCGGACCAGUUCCUUGCCGUGGAUACCCGGGCAGGUCGAACGGCGAAGGCGCAAGCUGCCGGAGAUACCAAAAAAUAGAAAAUCUUCCGUACUGCAGCUCCUGUCCUCCGGACAGACAUCGCUGGCCGAUGAGUUGAAUGCCACCAAAAAGUCCACCCCGCAUCACACAUUCCUGAAGCAAAACUCGCUCCUGGCGCUGAAAUGUAGCUAUCUGCUCGACGAAGACUCCAGCCCGGAUUCCGAACGGCUUCAGAGCCUGGGGGACGUGGACAGUGGCCACAGUACGGCACACUCUCCAAACGACUUCAAGAGUAUGUCGCCCCCGGCUCCACAGGCUGCUUCCCCCGCCACGUCGCCCUUCCCGCCUCCGUACGGUGGAGUGCCGUUCAGUCAGUUGGAGAUGCUGGAAGCGACUCACCGGGGGCUGCACAAAUUCAUCCCACGGCAUCACGAUGAGAUCGAGGUGGAGAUUGGUGAUCCGAUCUACGUGCAAAAGGAGGCAGAAGAUUUGUGGUGCGAGGGGGUGAAUCUACGAACCGGCAGGCAGGGCAUUUUCCCAUCGGCCUACGCCGUGGAUCUCGACUAUAACGACUUUGACCCGUCGACGGUGGAGAUGAAGCGGGAACGGUAUCUGCUGGGGUAUCUGGGCUCGGUGGAAACGCUGGCCCACAAGGGCACCGGGGUGGUCUGUCAGGCUGUGAGAAAGAUUGUCGGCGAUGGAACCGAGUCACCGAAAGCACAAGCUUGUAUAUUGGAGAUUUCGGACCAGGGACUGCGGAUGGUCGAUCGGUCGAGGAACAAAAAGGACAAACGACCUUGCAUCGACUAUUUCUACUCGCUGAAGAACGUGUCGUUCUGUGCGUUUCACCCGCGGGACCACCGGUACAUUGGAUUCAUCACCAAACAUCCGACGGUGCAGCGCUUCGCGUGCCACGUGUUCCAGGGCACUGAAUCGACGCGACCCGUCGCCGAAGCUGUUGGGAGGGCUUUUCAACGAUUCUAUCAGAAGUUCAUAGAAACUGCAUAUCCAAUCGAGGACAUCUACAUAGAGUAAGCAGGAUCCACAACCACAUUCGUUCGGUGAAGAAGAAGUUAAAGGCAAGAAGAGAACUAUUCAACCAAAGAGUAUUGUUAUCUCAUUCAUGGAACACAAGAAACAAUUUUUGGCUUAUAUAGUUUCCUUUUGAUAUUGAAGCAUUUACCAGGAAAAGAAAGAAGAGCAGAGCAUACAGUUUAGUCGCUAGUCAUGCAAAUUGAAAAAAAAUAUCCUAUCUUUAUCUUCUCUAUAUCUAAAUUUCGGAUGUUCGCAAGAAGGCAAUAGUUUUAAAAAGGGAACCGGUCAUUCAGACUGAGUGCAAGCAAAGAGAUUCUUCCAGAAAGUUGUUCCAUUCAAACUCAUUUCGUCAUUCGUAUCUGUGAAUUUAACGACAGAGCUUUUAGAUCACUCCAUCAGCUUACUCAUCAAUCGAAGUAGUCAGAUAAUAAAAAAAAAAAAAAAACAAAAAUCACAGCCUACUUUCUCGAACAACUUUUGUUGUCAACUGCUAGUGAUGCUAGAAAGGAUGUAGUGCUAGAACAAUGCUCAUUGUUGUUUACAUUAUUUCACAUCGGAAGGAGAGCCACGUUCUCGAAAGUUUGAAAAACUCUGAUAAUACAUGAUUGCAAACAAGCAGUAUAUUCUUGAUAGAAACUGAAUGUAAGGUUAAUUAUUUCUGUACAUACUAGACUAAAUUUGUAAAGCAGACAGCAGAAGAAAAAUGAUAUUUUUAUGAAGAGGAUUGAAACGAGCAGCAACAGAACAACAACAUAAACAAAAACAAACGAAAGUUCAGCUGAACGCAUCGGAAAGUUGCCUAAGGUCUUUCUAAGGUCAUACCGGAUGUAGGACUGUAAGUUUUCUUUUCUACACUGCUACCACUUAUAAUCAAAAAUUAGCAUUUCGAAACUGAAACUUUGAAGCAAAUGCAGUUAAAAACAUAUUCCAAUCCAAGUGAUACUGAAAAAUACGAACUGUCAUUCCGUUGAUUGACGUUUUCGCUUAAGUUUGUUUUGCCUGUUUUCUUUUUCGUUGCUAUUGGCCAGCGGGUUUUGUGUUGCCAUGAUGCAAGUGCUUGAGAGCUAGAGUUCAAUACAAUAAAGUCAGAAAAUUGCAAACGAGUGAGCCGCACUGAUGUGGCAGAAUGAGUUUCAGAGUAAUAGAGCGAGUUGCGAGCGAAUGAGCGAUAAGGCAUUCAACAAGGUAUAUAUAGUUAAAUCAUAAAUAUUUCAUGAUAUUACCGAAAAACAAUGUUAUCAUCAUAUGUAAUCCAAGCAAAAAUUUAAAACGUUACACCAGAGUAACACGAAAAACAUACACAUUCAUUCGAAUAAAAAAAAAACUAAAGAAACAAAUACUCAAAAACUGUUAUGUAUAGAAUAAAAUGCUUUAUCAUUUAUAUUCUGACAUUCACAGCAACUAAAGACAUUGAGGUAAAUGAUUGUAUGAUCCGUAAAAUUGAUAUGAUUUUAGUAUUAAAUGUUAUAAAAAAAGCCCAAUUAUACAUCAUAUGAUAAACAAAAGGAAAACCAAAAACAAAGAAAGAUCCGAAUCAAUCGAUUCACAGUCACAGUAAAACACAAUCUCACCACAAAUUACUACUUCUGCUGCUACUACACAGAGAACUAAGGGAAAAGUUUAUCAAACCACUCAAACUUCACACCAUAUUCAAACACAAGCAAAUACAUACGGAGUUCUUUUUUUUUUCGAACAAUAAUAGAAAGCAAAAGCAAAUGAUUAUAAUGACACAAAUGAACGACGUUUAAAAAAAAAGAAAACAACAACCAAAUUUCCUCUGAUGCAAUAAUACCACUACACAACACUCUAGUAGAACCACGUGGAAAUAGAGAGACAUCAGCAGACCCAAUAAUGAAACCUAUUAUGAGAAAUAAAACUGCAUUUGAAGAAUGAA